Messenger RNA from Bombina bombina (fire-bellied toad), 1004 nucleotides. It is a transcript of the gene RAX2, whose product is annotated as retina and anterior neural fold homeobox 2. The transcript is spliced from 2 exons. Gene Ontology annotation, molecular function: DNA-binding transcription factor activity, RNA polymerase II-specific; RNA polymerase II cis-regulatory region sequence-specific DNA binding. The coding region runs from base 1 to 684 and encodes 227 amino acids. Gene Ontology annotation, biological process: positive regulation of transcription by RNA polymerase II. NCBI's taxonomy places the organism in Eukaryota, Metazoa, Chordata, Amphibia, Anura, Bombinatoridae. The record is from RefSeq and is a predicted model, not a curated record.
AUGUUCCUAGAAAAGUGUGAAGGAGACCUCUGUGAUUUGCGAGAGGGAAGUACACCAACCUCUGUCCCACCAGAAGGGGAAGAAGAAGAACCCCCUAAAAAGAAGCAUCGCAGGAACCGCACAACAUUCACUACCUAUCAGCUCCAUGAAUUAGAACGAGCCUUUGAACGAUCCCAUUACCCAGAUGUGUACAGCCGAGAGGAGCUUGCCAUGAAGGUCAGCUUACCAGAAGUCAGAGUCCAGGUUUGGUUCCAAAAUAGACGGGCAAAGUGGAGACGCCAGGAGAAGUUGGAAUCCUCUUCCACUAAGCUACACGACUCUCCACUCUUGUCAUUUCCUAGAGCUCCUAUGGCUCCAAAUGUUGGACCCUUGGGUUCCUCUCUGCCACUGGACCCCUGGCUCACUUCUCCGAUCUCUGGGGCCACUACUAUUCACAGCAUGCCUGGAUUCAUGACACCACCCCAGGCCCUCCAGCCUCCCUACCCAAGUCAUGCAUUCCUAAACAGUGGUCCUCCAAUGCCACCCAUGCAGCCACUUAGCAGUGGAACCUACCAAUGCAUGGGAGGUUUUGUAGAAAAGUUUCCACUUGAGGAACUGGACCAAAGAAACUCCAGCAUUGCUGCACUGCGUAUGAAGGCCAAGGAGCAUAUCCAAACUAUAGAUAAGACAUGGCAGCCUAUCUGACCUUAAACUUUUAGCUCUUUGAACUUGACAGAAAGUUAAUUUGGUCUCCAAUAUCCCAGUGAGAUAUGAACUUAGAAAUCCUAACCAAGGAUCAUUGGAUGACAACAUUGACCAAAGUAUAUACAUUUGUCCUGAAGGUGAGCUGUGAUCCAAGAUUCACAGUAAGAGACUCAUCUUAAGAUGGUUGGGGCAAGUAAAAUCUUAAUAUAGGAAACAUAAUGUGUAUCUGUCAGCACUCUGCAAAACAAAGCACUAGUAGAGUGUCAUUUUGUGGUACUCCAUAACAAAUAAAACAUAUAAAAUCUAUUUACAAACCAUAA